ACUAAGGAAAAUUAUAUCGGGCCAAUUUAAAUAACUGAACCUUCUGCAAAACAAAUCAGUGCGGCGCGACGACUCAAGGAAGCGGGAUUAAAGGGCCUGAAUAAUUACAAGUAAUUGUAUUACAAUGGUGUCCAUCAACAUAUUCACCUUUACAUUGGUGUUGCUGAUUGGAUUUAACCAUGCAGAGCCCACUUUGGAAGAUUGGCCCGCCGAUUGUAAAGGAAAGUCGUACUGCCGCAUUCAACCAAGCUACUAUCCGCAAGAGAGAUUUGAGGAGAUUUUAAAAGGACAGAGUUUUAACUUCGCGCAGGGCGUCAUCCUCGUGAAUAACACCAGCGGCGACGGUGAAGACGUAGCUGGCUGCGACAACCAAAGAUCUUUCGGGAAGAUUUAUUUGAUCCUUGACGAGAAUGACAAGAUUCGGUUUGUGGCGCAAAACGAAGACGUCUUCUCGAUUGAAAUUGGAGUAGAGGAAUGCCAAGACCCUGGACCAUACCAGUCUACAGCCCUAGACGAAAGCAAACAACAAGACUACCCGGUCAGCUGCCACGAAACAAAAAUUCCAUUCAUGUUUCCCGUGCUGACGCUAGAUGGCACGGCUUUGGAAUCUGUGGCGCCCAAAGAUGGCCUCUCAGUCAGCUGCUCUGCUAAAAUUAUAGAGAAAAAUUGAAGUUUUUCAUUUUUUCCGCAGUCUUUUUAAUUGCUUAAAAAUGUUCACUUCCUAAAACAUUUUUGUAACAUGUACAUUUUGAAAGAACAGAAAAUAAAAAAAAAGCUAUUCAUACACGAA
Molecule: messenger RNA, 790 nt
Organism: Cydia pomonella (codling moth)
Lineage: Eukaryota; Metazoa; Arthropoda; Insecta; Lepidoptera; Tortricidae
Exons: 6
Coding region: 125-670 (181 amino acids)
Source: RefSeq, a predicted model, not a curated record